This is a messenger RNA of Diaporthe amygdali, 1548 nucleotides long. RefSeq lists its product as uncharacterized. Bases 1 to 1548 code for a protein of 515 amino acids. The transcript is spliced from 3 exons. The record is from RefSeq and is a predicted model, not a curated record. NCBI's taxonomy places the organism in Eukaryota, Fungi, Ascomycota, Sordariomycetes, Diaporthales, Diaporthaceae.
AUGCUUCCAGCAGAGAGAGACGGCCAGCCGGCUCCUGAACCUGUCCUCGUCGGGCAUGUUCCGCUUCAAGAGCAGGGUCUGUCCGUGCCAGGGCAAGGCUAUGACCGUACAAUGGAUGUUCACAAAGGCAAUAUUACCAUCAAGCCUGAUCACGAAGGUCUACAAGCCGACCACUCCCAAUUCUUGUCCGGAGGCACGUCCGCAGAUGAACAAGUCGGUACAGCCCCAGCGGUUGUAACCAAGACCGAGAAGGAGCUUACGACUUCUUUGAGUCCCCCUGGCAAACCGAGACGCAGAAGAAAACUUAUUUUUGUGGUCAUUGCUCUCACUCUUGUGAUUACUGCAGCAAUAAUAGGUGGUGUCCUUGGAUCUAGGACAGCUGGCGGCAGCACGAACACCUCUCCGAGCGGCUCUCCGAGCGCCUCUCCGAGCGCUACAAACCCUCCAAACACUACAUCCGAUACAUCGUCUCUUAUCAAGCAACAAUCCGGUCUAUCAGUGGCUGCAUGGAGGAAGAGCCAAGGAGGUCUGCAAAUCUUGUUGUAUUACCAAAGUCUAGACGGCACGCUUCGAUGGUCGACCUACGACGAUCCACAGAACGAAUCUACAUAUAGCAGUUCAUACUGGGGAGAAAGCAAGCCGCUAGGUGAUGCAGACUCAGAUCAAGCUGCCAAUGACACAGGUUUGGCAGCUACGAUGAUUCUAUGGGACACGAAUUACAUGCCCCAGAUAAAUGUCUUCUAUGUCCAGUCGAGUGAAUUCCCGAAAUUACGCGCAAAGUGGAACGUAAACAGCGAGCCUAAAUACCAUCAAUACCAGGGCGUCAUCAACUCUUUCAACCAGGCAAGUACGGGCAGGACCUUGGCAGGAUACUGGCCGUACUACGCCCGCCUCGAUGGGGACAAUGCAGUGGCCAUGUGGCGUGAUGACCCGUACUCUUCCAAUUACGAAACAGGGAACUGGAGCGUUUGGUUUGUGUCUGACGCCAAUCCUAUGACUGGGAGCAAGUUAGCAGUGGUACCAACAGGACCAAACAUGACGAGCCUGGCCUCGUGGUGGAAUUAUGGCUUGAUCUUCCAAACCACAACUGGGGACUUGGCCCUUUCACAGCCUCACAAGGCACAGGCCGAAGCCAAUAACACUUUCGUAGACAGUUGGCGCAGCGACACAGGGUUCCCGUCGAUUUCCUUGGCGCCCGGCGGGUCCUUCGCAGCCUUCGCUACGACUAGGCCGGACAGUAGUGAAGGAAUCGUGAACACAUAUGUGCUCUACCAAGAGCCUUCAUCACGGAUCAGCAUGGUUUACCUUGACAACAAGUCUCAGUGGCUCAUCACACACCCCGAGGCUCUCAGCAUCGCAGACAAUGGGACAAACAUCGCAUGCGUGACCAUGCCGAUGACGCUGAGGGAUGCUGAUGGGAACGAUUUACGCCUCGAAUUAGCUUCAAACCAUACCAACAGAUGUUACUUCCAGCGAGCUGGACAUGUGAUUGAAGUCGCGAUGACCGGGACCGAUUGGACCGAGCUGGGAACAGUCCCAAUUGAAUAA